UUCAGAUUCAGUCAGUGACAAAAAAAAAGUAAAAGUGCUAUUUCGUUUGUUGAUUUGUCCCCAAAAGCUGUAAAUUAUUUUUAUAAAAUUCUAGUUACUAUAUUCACUACAUUGCAAAGAAUUUAUUACAUAAAUUGUAUGCACUAAAACUGACAAGUGGUAAAAAUCGUGCUUGUAAGACCAAACUCACUAAACACAAGUUCACAAUAUUUAGGAAUGGGUUUGAAUUAAAUUUGAUUGAAGAUGGAAUCUGUUCGAAGAUCAUGGAAAUUACAGGAAUUUGUCGCCCACAAGGCAAACGUCAAUUGCCUGGCGAUGGGACAUAAGUCUAACCAAGUUUUAGCAACUGGAGGCGAUGACAAAAAGGUUAACUUAUGGGCUAUUGGCCGACAGAGCUGCUUAAUGAGCUUAAGUGGACAUACGACUCCUGUAGAGUGUGUCUGCUUUGGACAUUCUGAGGAUCUUGUUUGUGCUGGUUCACAAACUGGUGCCUUGAAAAUUUGGGACUUGGAAGCAGCAAAACUUUUGAGAACAUUUACUGGACAUAAAGGUGCCAUCAAAUGUAUGGACUUCCAUCCAUAUGGAGACUACCUAACUACAGGCUCCUGUGACAGUAAUAUAAAACUCUGGGACACAAGAAAAAGAGGUUGCAUUGUGACUUACUCUAGCCAUCGCUUGGCUGUUAAUAGUUUACAAUUUAGCCCUGAUGGACAAUGGAUUGCUUCAGCCUGUGAGGAUGGAUUAGUGAAAGUGUGGGACGUGCGUGUAGGGAAAGUUUUGCAGGAGUUUAUGGAGCAUACAGCUUCUGUCACAUGCAUUAAAUUUCACCCACAUGAGUUCCUGUUAGCGAGCUGUGGCACAGAUAGAACUGUCAACUUUUGGGACAUGGAGAAGUUUCAACUAGUUUCUAAAUUUGAAAAAGAGAAUACUUCCAUAAGGCAUAUGGUGUUCAGUGAUGAUGGAACUACAUUGUUGGGUUGUGGUAACGAUGGACUGCAUGUCAUUGGCUGGGAGCCUGCUAGAGUGCUGGACACUGUGCACGGACACUGGGGACAAAUCCAUGACAUAACUGUUGCUCAAACACAACUUAUUGCUGGUUCAUUCCAUUCAACCUAUGUAGUGUUAUCUGUUGUUGAUCUCAAUAAAGUACAUCCAUUUGGUGGUCCACCUCCUAUGGUGCCUACUGUAGUUAGAGACCUUUCACCAUUUCAAAAGGGACAUUCUGUAAGAAAGAGUUUUUCAAAGGAAAAACCGCCUAAAGAAGUGAUGCAUAGACCAACACUGUUAGACGAAAAAACUGCUGAGGAAUCUACAUCAGGGACAGAAGCCGAUGAGGAUUCAGGUGCAGUUAUACCUAAUAUUAAUGACUACACUGAAAUUUUCCGACCUUCUAGAUCAUUGACGCGUACGCCUCCGCCGGCUACCAGCUUAUCAUCCGAAGACUAUUCUUUACCAACGCAAGAGUCGAGCGUAAAGCUGGAGUCGAGCGUAAGCAACUGCCUCCGCGGACUGGUCCUCGAGGAGAGCGCGGGCCGGCCCGCGCCGCAGCCCUCACCGCCGCAGCGGCAGCGCACCGACUACUCGCGCAUACCCACCUCUACCAAGGAACACUACGCUUUAGAUAAGAAGGCGGAGCUGUUCUCAAGGGUGAUGGACAAUACUAAAGAGGAUAACACGUUUGCGACGGCGCAAACUUCCGUCAUAAGAGAUUACGCUGCCAGCCCGCUCUCUGCGAGCACCCUUAACCGACAUAAUUCCUAUAAAGAGACCAAAUCCACUACAGAAAUAUCCAAUAGCAAUCUCCGUCAAAGCAACAGUGAAAUAUGUUUAGGACCACCAUCCCUGGGUCCAAGAUCGUUGUCUUUUACCAGAACAAAUGAAACAACUAGGCGAAGAGUGGAGAAUGUCGUCCGUGAAAGUAUUCCAGUGUCCCGCAAUGUGGACGCCGUAGAAAGGGAACCAGAGCCUGAGUUCGUACCGUUCGCUACGGACCGCCCAGUCGGAUUGGACCUUGACGAGUUUCUGCCGCGCGGCGCGGGCGCGGGUGGCGCGCGGCGUGGCGCACGAGGCGCGGGCGCGGAGCCCAGCGAGCAGGAGGUGCUGGGCGUCAUGAUGCGCGGACACGACUCCAUGAUGGCCGUGCUCACCGCCCGCCAGCGCGCCUUGCAGAUAUUCCAUUCGGUUCGAAUCAACAAAAAUUUACGGUCAGCUUUAGAAUCAAUUAUCGCCUUAGAAGAUACAUCAGUAAUAUUGGAUAUACUCAACAUAAUGGCGCACAAACCGUCGUUAUGGAAUUUAGAUAUCUGUUUACUGAUGCUCCCGAAGAUAUAUGAAUUAUUACAGAGCAAAUACGAAUCAUACAUGCAGUGCGGCUGCAACGCCCUGAGACUGAUCGUGCGCAACUUCUCGUCGGUGGUGCGCGCGAACGUCAGCGCGCCCGUGCGCACGCUCGGCGUCGACAUCCCGCGCGAGGAGCGCUACGCCAAGUGCGCGCAGAUCCACCGGCUGCUACUGGACGUGCGCGCCUUCCUCCUCAAGCGGCAGACGCUGCAGGGCCGGCUCGGCGCCGCCUUCCGCGACCUGCACACGCUCAUGCAGCAGGGGCUCGACUGACCGCCGCCGCGCCGCCCCGCGUGCCCACACUGCACCAGCGCGGCUACUCCGUAACACUGGCCGCAUUUACAUCUCUCAUGAACUUUUAAACGAGCUACAGGACCGCCGGGGUUAUUACGAAACAGUUGCCAACUGCGAAAAAUGUAUCGAAACUAGCGCCACCUGCAAUGAGGGCUAUCGUUUUUAUACUUAACAGUUGGCACCCCUGGCGAUUGACAGGACCUUACUCUACAGAGGCGCCAUCUUGAUGAGUGCAAAGCAAAUGCGAUAGUCCUCCUACGACUUUAGCGCUCACAAGUUGGCGCCACUGUCUUCGCUACUAGCAAGUGACAGGACCUUACUCUACAGUGGCGCUAACUGGUGAGCGCUAAAACGAUAGCCCUCAUUGAACGCGGCGCUGUCAUUGGUUGGCGUACCAGUUGCAUUGCUUUAUUGCUACUGAUCGCUAAGAUCUGUAAUAAGCCUGCGGGAAUGGGAGUAUAGCGUUGCGGAGUAAACUCGCAGAAGUGACUUUCUUAUGGCAUUUAUAACAAUCAGUAGGGACUGCAAAAAGUUUUAGUAUCUAGCUGUUGCUUGCAUGAGAUUAUAAAAUUCCCUAAAUAAGUAAAAAUUCCAUAUUCCUUGUAACUAAUAACAUGAUAUCUCACUCUAUUAAGGAUUAAAUUUAUGUAGUUGACUAGCUAUCACUUAAUUUGGGUGCAAUUCUGAGUUGGCAAUAAUAGUAUUAAACAAACAUAAAUCUUUAGAAACAUUAUUAGAUCCUAAAUUGAAUAACAUUUUUUAAUUUCAUUUUAGUUUACCAAUUACAUACACGUCAUGAUAAUUAAUUGUGUUAACCCUUAUUCAAAUGCGAGCUGGUAUGCAUUUUUUUUUACAAAGUUGAAGUGGAUUUUGGGUAAUUGUGGGUCACUUAUUUCAUAUUUUUGAUCAAAAUUAAUAAAAAAAUAGGGGAAGGGGUAGUUUUUUGGGUGGUAAAUAAUUUACCAUUAUCCGUUCAUGCCUACCAAUUAUUAAAUGUUGGUGGUAAAAUAGUUGUCCGUCUUCGUUUGUUUUUGGUUCUUGACUAGUGACUUCCUCUUGGUUCUACCUAUAUUUUAUUAAAUAUUUUGGGAAUGAAAAAAUUUUAUUGUUUUUAUAAAAAAUAUAUUUAUUAAUAUUAGUUAUUAUGCUUACAAUGAUUAUUCUUACCUUGAGUCUGAAACUAACAAUUCACUAAUUACGUAACGUCGAAACGUUAAUAUAAAAAAAACUUAAAAUUUCUCCUAAUAUUUAUUUAGUUUUAUUUGUGCACAUACAAAAAACAACCGUGUUUUUUAUAAAUCAUCAAACUUUUGUCAUGACGGGAUCGGACAGUGGUAAACUAUUUACCACUUCUUUAAAAUGUCUAAAUUAUAUGAAUAAAUCAAUUUCAGACGCUGCCUCUAAGUGAGAUUAUACAAUAAAUGUUAUAGUUUAGGAAUUUGAAUCGAAAAAACACAUUAGAAUUUUCGUUGAACAAA
This is a messenger RNA of Ostrinia furnacalis (Asian corn borer), 4112 nucleotides long. RefSeq names its product katanin p80 WD40 repeat-containing subunit B1. The coding region runs from base 244 to 2613 and encodes 789 amino acids. The record is from RefSeq and is a predicted model, not a curated record. Gene Ontology annotation, molecular function: microtubule binding. The transcript is spliced from 17 exons. Lineage: Eukaryota; Metazoa; Arthropoda; Insecta; Lepidoptera; Crambidae. Gene Ontology annotation, biological process: microtubule depolymerization; microtubule severing. Gene Ontology annotation, cellular component: katanin complex.